AUGGGUCGGUUGUACCUUCUGUUAGCUACCUGGAUUAUUUUCAGUCCAGUUAGGGAUUGCUCAUAUAAUAUCCUACUUAAUCAUCUGAGAAGCGAGCUUAAAUUUGAAAAUGCCCUUCUGCUGGGCACCUCGGAUUCUAUUUGGUUGAAACACUUGUGGCAACUUCCUGUUCCCAUUAUCCAAAUUAAAGAUCAGUCCAAGGAAGACUUUGAUUUCGGAAAUAAUCAUUCUCACAACGCCCUCACAAUUGCUUUUGUGAACACAUCCCCGUAUGAAAUUUUGGAGCUCAUUUACUUAAAUCUAAGAAUGUUAAAUACAAUGCCAGUGCUCUUGGUUCUUAAGAAUAGAACUAUACGAAUAUAUCCAUUGCUGGAAUGGUGUUGGCACCAUCAACUUCUCAAUGUCGUCGCUAUUGGCCAGGAUUUCGAGGAGUCUUUGAUUGUGUACAGCUACACGCCAUUUCCCAUCCUGCAGUAUAUCGAGAGAGUUUUGGACAACAGUACACAAAUAUUCGAAACACGUUUGGAAAACCUUCAUGGCUAUCAAGUGCCCAUUGUUUUGGGUGGAUCUUCGCCGCGUUUGAUUGUGUAUCGUGACUUGGCUGGGGAACUGUUUUUCACAGGACCUGUGGGUAAUCUUAAAAAGAGCUUUGAGCAGCGUUUUAAUUGCAGACUGGUGCAGCCCUAUCUUUUUAAUGAGUCAGCUAUUCUCCCGGCACGUCAACUUGUUGGAUCCGUGCGAAAUGGUAGUGUCCAGUUUGCCAUGGCGGCUAUUUAUAUGCAAACUCCGGCGAUUGGAUAUUCGUACCCCAUCGAGCUGAUGAGCUGGUGCCUGAUGAUGCCGGUGCCAGCGGAGGUUGCUCACAGUCAGCUGUACAGAAUGGUAUUUGGACCGACGGCAUUUUGGAUCACUUUCCUUGUCAUGGUGCUAAUUUCAUUGACCUUAUCCUUUGCUCUUCGUCUAUAUGGAUAUCGAGUUACUCUCAGUGAGUUUUUCCUUCAUGAUAGCUGCCUGAGAGGAGUUAUGGCUCAACCCUUCUGCGAGGUUCUUCGAGCACCUGCCUUGGUAAGGGGCAUUUACCUGGGGAUCUGUGUGUUUGGACUACUGAUCACCUCCUGGUACAACUCAUACUUUUCCACCUUUGUGACCAGUGCUCCAAGACUUCCUCCGUUUACCAGUUAUGAGAGCAUCCAACAGUCGAAUAUCAAAGUUGUGAUUUGGUCACCGGAUUACGAAACACUUCAGUUCUACUAUGUUAACAUGAGGAAGUACUCGUCUAUCUUUCAGUUGCAUCCGGACUACAAGGAGUUUAUUCAUUUGCGGGAUUCCUUCGACACCAGAUAUGGCUAUAUGAUGCCAAUGGAGAAGUGGUUACUCAUAAAGGAGGAACAGAGGGUCUUCAGUUCCCCACUGUUCAGUCUAAACGAAGAUCUCUGCUUUUACCACACGGUUCCAAUUGUGUUUCCAAUCGUAAAUAACUCUUUAUUUAGGGAGCCCCUGAAUCGCCUCAUUCUCGACGUGACUGCAACUGGUCUCCUUAAUCGCUGGCGGGACAUGGCCUUUACGGAAAUGAUCAAAGCCGGACAAUUGCACCUUGAAGAUCGGAGUAAGCCAAAGGAAUUUCGACCUAUGAAAGUAGAGGACCUGGAACAAAUUUGGCGCAUGGGAGGAUUUAUGCUUGGCUUUGCCUCAUUGGUUUUUCUACUUGAAUUGAUUUGCUUCUGGCGACAAAAGAUAUUGCAAAAAAUUGGAUAUUUAAUUUUACUAACAACAUAA
Drosophila rhopaloa is the source of this 1776-nucleotide messenger RNA. RefSeq lists its product as uncharacterized. The record is from RefSeq and is a predicted model, not a curated record. The coding region runs from base 1 to 1776 and encodes 591 amino acids. The transcript has 2 exons. NCBI's taxonomy places the organism in Eukaryota, Metazoa, Arthropoda, Insecta, Diptera, Drosophilidae.